Messenger RNA from Lottia gigantea (owl limpet), 1155 nucleotides. RefSeq lists its product as hypothetical. The annotation marks the transcript as partial. NCBI's taxonomy places the organism in Eukaryota, Metazoa, Mollusca, Gastropoda, Lottiidae. The transcript has 8 exons. The record is from RefSeq and is a predicted model, not a curated record.
GUGGCAAACACGAAAGAGAAAACACCAAUGUGUCUAUUGAACGAAUUAGCUCGUUAUAACAAGGUCUCACACCAGUACAUGUUAGUAGAUGAAGAAGGACCAGCACAUCAGAAAUUAUUCUAUGUUAAACUUAAACUAGGAGAAGAAGAGUACUCAGCAUCAGGCCAGAGUAUUAAGAAGGCUCAACAUGCUGUAGCUAGUCUAUCUUUAGAGAAAACAGCCUUCCCUAAACCACCACCUAAACCUGAAAGAUCUUCUGGCAGAGGAUCAAACAGUAUAAUGCCGACAGUAGAGUUAAAUGCUGUGGCUAUGAGAAGAGGAGAAGUAGCUAGUUAUAAAGCCAUUGAACCCAGACAUUCUCAAUACUAUCAUCAACCAAACUUUGAUUUCCGAGGAAUUUAUAAUCAAAGAUACCGUUAUCCAAGACCAACCCGAACAGCCUAUGUAUCAUUGAAAGUUGGACAAAGAGAAUUUAUAGGAGAAGGUCCAACACACCAGGCUGCUAGACAUACAGCAGCUAAUAAAGCCUUGCGUAUAUUAAAGAACCUCCCUACCCCUACUCCACCAGUUAAACCUGAGGGAGAAAGUGAAGAGAAAGAAGAAAAAACUGAAAAUGAGUUAAAAUCAGAAAUUAGUCUAGUACAUGAAAUAGGUUUGAAAAGAAACAUGGCCGUCUCUUUUGAGGUUAUAAAGGAGUCUGGUCCACCACAUAUGAAGGUAUUUAUAACUCGAUGUACUGUUGGAGACAAGGUGACAGAAGGGGAGGGUAACUCUAAAAAACUGUCCAAGAAAAAGGCUGCUGAGUUGAUGUUAGACGAAUUGAAAAAGCUGCCAAAUUUACCCAAUUCAAUCGUGCCAACACGUAAUCGACCACCAAGUACCAAAAAGAAGAAUAGGAAUUUGAUUAAGAAAGGGGAUCAGAACUACGGUGUGACUAUCAAUCCUAUCUCUAGACUCAUACAGAUUACACAAGCUGAGAAGAAGAAAGAACCUGUUUUUACUCUAGUAGCUGACCAUGGAGUUUAUCAUAGAAGAGAAUUUAUUAUGCAGGUGCAAGUAGAUGAAGAGAAAUGUACUGGUGUAGGACAUAAUAAAAAACUGGCCAAACGGAAUGCCGCCGAAAACAUGCUACAUCAUCUAGGAUUUAACCAGUCU